Heterocephalus glaber (naked mole-rat) is the source of this 1852-nucleotide messenger RNA. It is a transcript of the gene Ccdc42, whose product is annotated as coiled-coil domain containing 42. Lineage: Eukaryota; Metazoa; Chordata; Mammalia; Rodentia; Bathyergidae. The record is from RefSeq and is a predicted model, not a curated record. Gene Ontology annotation, biological process: spermatid development.
GUCCUUUCUCUCUUCCUCGCUCCCUUUCCCCCCUCCCUUCCAUCUCAAGACCUGGCCCCGCGCCGCCCCCUCCCCGGGAGCCACUCACUCCGCCUGGGCCUCUUCCCCAGGCCCCGUGGCGUCUCCUCCUUGUUUCCUGGGCUUCUUGCCCGCCUUCCACACACGUACUCCCUUACCCACCUUCUCUUCCCACAGGCCCCACACAUCUCGGUCCCCACAACCCCCCGCACCCUCUGCCAAGCGCCUUCUCUUCCCCUUUCUUCUUGGCCACCUUGGCCAUCUGUCGGUGGUCUUACCCCUCUGCACCCGGAGGGGAGGGGAGCCGCCCUCCCCGGGAGCCUGGCUCUGCAUACUCCACUUCACUCCUCUGCCAAAUCGCCCUUCUCUGCGGGACACCCAGCCCUUGCCUGGGCACCAUGGCAACAAGUAUAAAAUCUGGCCUAACUUCCUGCAAAAUUCCAGAGACAUGAGAGCAGAAACAGAGCUAGACUCCAGCAAGAGCAGGGUGCUUGGGACCAGAGGUCUGAGGGCAAAGCCCAGGUUCCAGUUGCCCACAGAACUAAGCAACCUGUUGCUAAGUAACCAGAUCUCCCAUCACCACCCCAACACAUGGUCCUGAGCUGCCCACCCUGGGCCUCUAGUUGGCUUCUGCUAAGUCUCUCAAACACCCACCCACUGUGAGACUCUGGAAGCAAAAGGAGAGGAGAGACAGAGCCCAGCCACCACCCCGAGCAUCGCCCGCCCCUGGUGGCCCUGUCACCUACUGUUUCACUGUGAAGACUUGCCGCCUGUGUGGUUAGGUCACUGCCACCAUGAGUCUGGGCAUCAUGGAAGAGAAAGACCUGGCUGAGUACUUCCGGCUGCAGUAUGAGGAGCGGCUGCUACACCUGCUACAGAAGUUCCCCACUGUUGAUAAGCAGUCAGAAUCGCCAUCCAUCCAGCUCCUGGAAAAGAAGAAGGAGGCUGUAGCCAUGCAUCAGGCUAUGGAACAAAAGAAGGAGGAGAAUGACCAGAAGCGAAUCCGUGCCCUAAAGAAAGCCAAUAAGGAGCGGGAACUCAAGAGGCAUCACCUGCGGGAGCUGACCAAGGCCAAGCAGGAUAUGGCGGCCCUGCAGCUAGAGCAUCAGCAGCUGAGCAACAAGCUGCAGGACUACUCCAUCUUCAACCAGUACCUGGAGAAGGUGGUGGAGAACUCUGAGUUUGAAGAGAUCCAUGAGGUGAUCGGGCGCUACAAGACGCUGGUGAGCAUGCACCACGACCUCAUGCAGUCAACACGGGAGGGCCAGGAGAAGAUUGAGCGUGCCAAGACACGGCUGGCACGCUACAUGGAGGAGAAGGACAAUGAGAUCCUCCAGCACAACAAUGAGCUGGCGAGGCUGCAGAUGCGCUUUGACCGCGCCCGCAGUGACGUCAUUGUCUGGGAGUCCCGCUGGGCACACAUCCAGAACACUGCCGCUAAGAAGACCCUCCUGCUGGGCACCAUUAAGAUGGCAACCCUGAACCUCUUCCAGGUCGUGAGCAAGCAGCUGAAGGAGGCCACCCAGGUGUCCCUGGAGGACACUCACAAACAGUUGGACAUGAUUCAGCAGUUUAUCCAAAACCUAUCGGACAUCUGGGCAGAAGUAAAAAAGAAGAACCAACCACCACAAGUCAGGGUGUAAGAAGGCAGCAUGGUUCAAGAAUGUUCUGAGAAAGUCACUGUGAGAGAGAAAGUUCCUGGUGAGCUCGCAGUCCAGCCAGUUCAAGCCAGUGGAUGAGGACCUUGUUUGGCUUUCUACUGGCAAACACCUUGUCAUUUUCCCUCAGGCCUCAGUCCAUCCCAGUCCCAAGGAUAUUAAAUAGUAUAAGAAGU